GCAGUGAAAGUAAAAAGUUCAGCCGAAAAUAUUUCGCAUUAGUGUAUUUUGGGAAGCUUUAACUUUCUUUAAAAGAAGUUAAUUCGUCAAAGUGAUUGGCCGCAAUUGUUUUUUCUGCUGCCCCAGUAAAUAGUGAAUUGAAUCAGCAGUAAAUUUUGAACUUUUCGCUAGUGUACGGCAAUACCCGAAAGCUUGAUAGACGGAGGCUCCAUUUUUGCUGCCGUCAGUUUGGUGAAAAAUAUAUUGCAAACAUGGAGGAUUAAUUGAUCCGGAUACGCAGUGUGAAAAUAUAGUGUGUGCAAUGUACGAUUUAUAUAAUCGUAUUUGAAUUAAAAGCAUUCAGUGAUUCGAUUUCGUGAAAUGUUUUACAACUGAAUGACCAAGAUCGACCGGGCUGGAUAGUUCUCCAAGAGAAAAUUGAAUCAGGAUGUCGGUCCAUUAUAAAUUUAAAAGUGCACUCGAUUUCGACACCAUCAGCUUCGAUGGGUUACAUAUAUCGGUGGCAGACCUUAAAAAGGCCAUUAUUCAUCAGAAGAGGCUAGGAAAAACAAUGGACUUUGAUUUACAGAUUACCAAUGCACAAACAAAAGAAGAAUAUAGCGAUGAUACGUCCUUAAUACCAAAAAACACUUCACUAACCAUUGCGCGGGUUCCACUGAAGAAUGCACCGAAGAAAAAUUGGGAACCAAAGGGGGACAAUAACGUACAACCGGUAUCAGCUAGGAAGGGUCACGACAGCAGCACGGCCGUGCAAUCCAAUGUCGACUUAUCCACGAUGAACGGAACUGAGGAGGAUAAAAUUCGGGAAAUGAUCUUUCAAAGCACAGCGGAAUAUGAUCCUACCAAUUAUCAGAAAAUUCGUGGUGCAUCGCAAACAGGCGAAGUGCCCAUCAACUACAAGUGUUAUCGGUGUAACAAACCAGGGCAUUGGAUUAAGAAUUGUCCCUUACCUGUGCCGAAAGAACCCAUGGAGAUGAAACGUACUUCCGGUAUCCCGCGCUCAUUCAUCGAGCGGGAUAAAGAUCCGGAAAAUAAUCCGAUUAUUCAGCUACCCCAGGUGCUCCCGGAAGAAAAACAGGUUAUUCCGGAAGACUUGAUUUGCGGAAUUUGCAAGGAUCUGUUUACCGAUGCGGUAAUGAUACCAUGCUGCGGCAGUUCAUUUUGCGACGAGUGCGUCCGCACUGCUCUGCUGGAAUCGGAAGAUAACGAAUGCCCGGACUGUAAGGAGAAAGGUUCGUCUCCUGGUUCAUUGAUACCUAAUAGAUUUCUGCGCAACUCAGUGAAUGCGUUUCGCAACGAGACUGGUUACAUCAAAACGGCUCGGCAAACUGCUUCGAAUAAACAAGCAAAACCUACUGAAGAACCGCAAACGGCGGCUGCAGUAGAAGCAACUCCGGUUAUUUCUUCUACUAACAUUACUUCAUCAACAACUAAUUCCAACGAAGUAGAGGAGGGUACGGUGCCAACUAAGGCAGAUGCUGACACUGAAAAACAACCGGAAUCCUCAGACCAUUGUGACUUACAGGAAAGCUACGAGGAGGUAUCUCAGCAUGGAGAUAUAGGAUCGCCAGCAGAUGACAAAGCUUUUGACAAUGAGUCAGACUACGAAGACAACAUAACGGUGACUGUACCGCCAGCCCAUCUUCAGGGGCGUGGUGCAUAUCUGGAACACUAUAAUGGACGUCCACCACAUCAUUAUCGAUACGACACACCACCGGCUGGUCAUGAACACCCAUCGCAUUACAAUAGUGGCAACAGUACUGGACGCGGUCGGAACAAUGACGAGCCAAUUGCCGAGGAAGGUGAUUCGCAUACACCGAAAAUAGAUGACGCUGAAAGCAGUUACAACGCUAUUCCAGCACAGAAUACAAAGCACGAGUAUGACACUCGUUCGCCGGAUUAUCAUCAACCAAGCGGUCGGAAUUCGAUGCCGAUACCACCACAUAAUCAUCAUCCACAUCAGCCACCGAUGGGUGGCGGUCCACCCCAUCAAGGAUAUAUGCCUCAGCCGCAUCAUGCAUAUCCUGGUCCGCCACAUACGGGUCCGCAUCCAUACCCGGUAGGCUAUGGAAUGCAGCACGGCUAUCCUCCACAACGGCCAUAUGAACAUCACGGGGGAAUGUAUCAUGGUGAGCGACCAAGAAUGAUGUAUCCACCUCGAGGUGGAUAUGCUCCACAUCCGCCACACAUGAGACCACGUCAUAUGGCACCAAUGGCUCCAGCAGGAUACCCUGCCGUUCCGAAUGUUGGUCCGGGCAUUAUUGAUGAUCCAUUGGAAGCAUUUAAUCGCAUUAUGCGCGAAAAAGAACGUCGCAAAGAACAGGAAGCAAAGCAAGCAAAUCGUCACCGAUCGCCCCAUGCGGCUGAUCGAAAUCGCCGCUCCAGAUCGUUUGACAAUGCCUCCGGUAAUCGGCGCGGCCGUUCGAGUGAACGCGGUCGGCAUAGAUCACCUAGGGCACGCACACCGGAACGACGUCGUUCACCGGAUGAAAAGCACGAUGAAGAACGGGACCGGGAUCGUGACCGGGAGCGAGACAGGGACCGGGGCCGUGAUCGCGAGCGAGAUCGUGAUCGAGAACGCGGCACUAGGCGUCGAAACCGUUCCAGCUCGUAUAGCUCCAGCGGAUCUAGAUCCUAUUCACGUUCUCCUGCAACCAAGAAAGGCAAAUCACCGAAAAAACGCUCUCGCAGUCCUUACCGAGAGCGUCGCUCUAGAAGCCGGUCCAAAUCGUUUGAGGAAAGAAGACACGGAAAGUAUAGUAAAGAUCGACGCGAAGACCGCCGUGAAGAACAUCGUGGUGAAUAUCGCGAUAAUAGAGAGAGAUCGCCCAAUUUCAAUUAUUCUGGUUACCGUGGCCGCGGAGGAGGCUUUCGCGGUGGGCUGCGUGGCCGUGGCGGUAAUCGCGAUGGUGGUUACCAACAGCACUACGGACGAGGGUAUGACCGUGGCCAUGGACAGAUGCAGGCCAGCCAACACGACCAGUACGGUCACCAGAUGGUACCGGGUCCGGGCGAUUACCACCACCACGAUCCGACGCAUCAUCUCGGAGUGCCACCGGGAGUGGUCCCGGGUGGUAUGUCACAUGGAGUGCCACCGGCUGGCCAUUAUGCGGCUCCACCACAGCCGCCAAUGCAGCAAACCGGAGCUGGUCCCAACAGAUAUCAACCUCGAGAAACUGUCCGUGGACCUUAUAUGAGCCACCCAGUUAAAUCAGAUCCGAUGGCAUACUAUGACCAGCAGCCACAAGCGCCGAUUCCGGUGCAGCAAUCUGCUCCAGUGCACUCGGAACCACCACCGCCUGGAUUCGAAGAGCAAGACAGUUGGUCUGGAAAGCAGGAUGCCGAAUACCGCGCCCCAGAUGCUGUCACACCAGUUAUACCCACUGAAGAUUAUCACAAUACUCCAAAAAGCCACGAGCAAGAGCGUGCCCUUACGCCGGUGAUUCAUGAUGAUCGUCACGAACACAUGACCCGGUCUGUUUCCAAAGAGAAAGAUCACAAGAAAAGAAACCGGGAUGAUGUCGAUGAACAUUAUCGCCGGGAAGAGCGAAAGUUGCGCUCUUCAACACCGGAUCGUCAUAGUAAAGAGAAAUUGUUGAAACGGGUUCAAGAGCAUGAUCGAGAGAAAGAAAAAGAAAAGGAUAAGGAGAAGAAAAAGAGUGACUCGAUUAGAGAAAAAAGGUUGGAGAAGGAGAAGGAAGCGGAUCGUGAAAAGGAAAAAGAGAAGGCAAAGGAGCGUGAAAAAGAAUCGAAACGAAAGCAGAGGGAUUCCAGCGAAGAUGAGAAGAAGGAAAAGAAAAAGGAUAAAGAGAAAAAGAAACGAAAAAAAGAGAAAGAAGCCGAAAGGAAAAAACAUAAAAAAGAACGCAAGGAGAAAGAAAAACGAGCGAAGGAAAGCAAAAAAGAGCGGAAGACUGUUGAAAAAGAAGAAGCCGAUAGUUCUCUACAACCGGCUACACCGAAACAUAUUCCUAGGAUGGAUAGUGCAGAUUUCGACGAACUUCUCGGUAAAAGGCAGGAAGAGGUUGAUACCACCCAGGAGUUUAACAGUCGCGAUUUCGAUGACACGAUUUUAAUUCCCAACCGUUCACAGGAUCUUGUUGUUACCGAUCGUUCACAUCAAGAUCACUCUUAUCUGGAGGAACCGUCCAGCAGUCAUCAACAUCAAGAUCAAGAACAGUAUCAACAAAUUGAUACAAGUCAUGAACACAGCGAUUUGUACUCCGAUAUACCAGACAAAUAUGAGGGUGAUCAAUUAGAAAAGUCCAUUUUGCAAGGUCUUGCUCCUGAUGAGGAAACAGAUGUGGUAAAUAGCAGUGGAGUUGGAGUCGAUGAUCAUCUGCAGGAGGAAAUAAAGCGGUCAGACUCGAUUUUGGAUCUGCACGCAAAUGUGGAUUUCGAAGGAGAAUUAGAAGAUGGAGAAACCACUUCUCCUCCUAAAUCGAGUAUGUUCAUUGGCAUUCCGGAACUGUCCAAGUGGGAGCUAGAUGAAGACGCUCCGGUUAUUACGAGCUCCGAGCGUAAACCAUCGACGGAGGAGCACAUCAGUAUCAGUGUGCAACUGGAUGAAUCUACCACUAAGGUAACGAAUGAGGUGUUGAAACGAGCGGAAAAUGCCAUCUUCACUCGGGCUAUCAACGCAAUUCGGCCGAUUGAAAUCAAAAAAAUCAGUCUCGAUCGGCAGAAGUUAUACUCGAACGAUCCACUGGACAUUGAUGGGCCGAACUUGGACGUCAGUGUCGAGAAGCAGCAAGAAGAACUGAAGCGAUUCCAGGUUACCGUUCCCACCAAUGACAAUAACGCGGAACGAUCGGUAGAAAUUAAACCGGAUGUAGCUAAAACCGAAAGCAGCCGUGCGUCUCCGGUGCGUGCUUCGAUCAAAGAACGGUUGGGUAGCAAGAUAACGGAAGUCCGCGAAAGCAGUUCCAGCUCUUAUUCGCAUUCACGGACUCCACCACCGGUGCGUAAGGUUAAGGCCACCACCUCUUCAUUGCAGCUGCUAGAACCACCGAAAAAACGAUCUCGUACUAAAUCCCCGGAACAUGAAAUUGUUGCUGCUGGUCGAAAGGCUCGUGGCGAACGUGAUAGUCGUCGUCGCGAAGAUAUACGAAUUAGUAGCAGUAGCAGGCGACAGGACAGUGCCAGACGGGUGGUGGUUGCCGUUCGGGAACCUAGCACAGAUAGACGUAAGGAUUUGGACAAGAAAGAAAGAGUUGACAGAGAAGCCGGUCGCGUAAAAGAACGUGUAAAUAAAGACGUUGGCGAUAGAAAUCGUGAUCGCAUUGUUCGACGAAGCAAGGAGAGGAGUCGUGAACAAACAAGACAAGAAAGAAUACAGAGUUCUCCAGUAAGACGAGAUCGGGAAAGAGAUCGCCAACGAGAACGCGAAAGGGAACGCGAGAAGGAAGUGCGAAGAGACCGCAAGCAAAGUGAUGACCGUAUUCGGAAAAUUGACAGUCAUAUGAGAAAGAGUGCAGACAAAUCGAGUGCUCACACUCAUAAGGAUGACAAGAGAGCACUCGAGCGGAAACGGAUGGACUUUGAAUCGGAAAGACGUAAUCGUGAAUUUUCUCUUGCCGAAAAAAAUCGUCGGGUAGAAUCUACUAGCAGAAAGGAGGAAAAUCGUAAGCGUGUAGACGACAAACCAGAGAAACAAUCGGAAGCAUUAACAAAGCCUGUCAAGCUUGAAAAAAUAAUGAAAGCACCACGGCCGGGGGUCACUUCUAGUGAUUCCAGCAGUUCAGAUUCCGAAUCAUCUUCUUCGGAUACGAGCAGCGAUUCAGAUGAAGAGUCGACGAAGAAACGCAAAAAGCGCAAGCAUAAGAAGGACCGCAAGCGCAGCAAACGGUCCGCUUCCAGUGACUCUGAUGGUUCGGCUGGCAAGAAAAAGAAAAAGAGCAAAAAAUCUAAAUCUAGCAAGAAAAAGAAGAAGGAGAGAAAGCAUCGCAAAGAAUGAAAGUAUAAUGAUGCAAUGCAAGAAAUCAGGAGGGACAGUAUUCGAACAAAAAUAAAUUGUUUGAAGCAUAUUUUGUUGUACAGCAGAGAUGCACUCGGCUGGAACUUUCUUCCCGGGAACGAAUAAUUUCCGCCGAGCGUAUUCUCUGAUUUAUCAAAUCUAAUUUUGCAGCCUAUGCAGCGGAAGAAUUAACAUACCCAACUACAGUGUUUAGGAGUGACAAACCAAUACCCGGGGCCGGGUGGCCCAUUUAAACUAAACGCAAAACCUAAGUUUUUUUAAAUUUCCUAUAGGCUUGUCCAUGGUACAUGAUGCUCUGUAAAUGGUUAUGUUACAUUUAAAAUAUGGCAACAAUAA
This is a messenger RNA of Sabethes cyaneus, 6313 nucleotides long. It is a transcript of the gene snama, whose product is annotated as E3 ubiquitin-protein ligase RBBP6. Gene Ontology annotation, molecular function: nucleic acid binding; ubiquitin protein ligase activity; zinc ion binding. Bases 428 to 5956 code for a protein of 1842 amino acids. Gene Ontology annotation, biological process: protein ubiquitination; mRNA processing; ubiquitin-dependent protein catabolic process. The record is from RefSeq and is a predicted model, not a curated record. The transcript is spliced from 13 exons. Gene Ontology annotation, cellular component: nucleus. NCBI's taxonomy places the organism in Eukaryota, Metazoa, Arthropoda, Insecta, Diptera, Culicidae.